CUAUUGGCAAGUGUGUGUGUGUGUGUGUGUGUGUGUGUGGUUGAGAUUGAACGAGUUUCUUGCGCAAGAGUUAGCUUGCUCUUUGUGGUUUCAAAGAUGUUCUGAACGGGAAGUUGGGGUUUAGAGGCAAAGCUGAACUCACUUCCUGUUGGGCUCUGGGUGAGAACAGAAGCGUAGCAAUUCUCGUGUCCCCACACUUUACUUCGGGCCCUGGGCCUCAGCAGUUUCCUCCCUGCACCCAGAUCACACGUUUCGUUGCAGCAGUGCUGGCCAAGGGGUGCCUCUCCGCGCAGAACCUGGAAAAAAUAUUGGAGCGCAUCGGCCUCUGGAUAGCCUAGAGCCAUUUCGUCACGGAGAGCUGAUGGCACGGGGAGCAGCCAUGGGUUUAAGGAAGCAGAAGGUCUCCACGGCGUCGGAGGGCCUUUGAACAGCUUCUGCAGAGAGAGGACAGGGGGCCCAAUGAGCCCCCAGUGGCCUUGGGAGCAGAAGGAGACGAGAGCCACUGAAGGCUGAGCGCUCACACGCCUCGACACACAUGUCGCUCGCCAUGAAAGCCCGGCAGAAGGUGAAGCGGAAGGGACAGGCCAAGGAUCGGGUCUUUGGGUGUGACCUAAUAGAGCAUCUGCAGUUAUCUGGCCGGGAUGGUAAGUGAUUUGUCUUUUCGGAGGCCGGAAAUGUCUUUACCUGGUAGCGUACAGCAUCCAUUGCCCCCACUAGGAAAUGGUUUGAGAAAAGGGGUCCUGCGCCUCAAGGGUGGCUCAGAACACCUUAUUCGGCUUCAGUGGUCUUGGGCUGGGCGUCUAGAGGGGUCCCGCCAUCUCCUUCCUGGCUGGCUCCAAGCUCCACAAAGGCAUUGAGAACUUCAACAAAGUGCUUUGUAAAACCUUUGCAUUUGUGAGUAAGUUCUUGAAAUUGCAAAUGAGUGACAUUGACUGUGACACUGACACCCCCAAAACAAAACAAAAACUUGAUUGUUUUUUAUUUAUUUGAAACAUUUUCAAAACCACCCUUCAUUCAGUAGAUUCCAGGACAAUGUACGAUGGCAUAUUAUUAUAAUAUAUUAUAUAUUGUAAUUUUAUUUUUCCUCCGAAGGAGUCCAGGGUGAUGAUAUAUGGUUAUGCUAUUAUAUUAUAUUAUAUUAUAUUAUACUAUACAAGCACCUGAGUGGCUACAAAACUAUUAAUAACAGAAGCCAUUAAUCCUGGGGGAAAGCAUAACUCAGAGAUACAGCAUCCGCUUUGCACACCGAAGGACUCUGGUUCAAUUCCCGGCAUUUCCAGGCAGGAUUGGGUUUGUCUCUCUUCUGAAAUCCUGGAGAGACACUGCCAGUCAGUGUAGACAAUACUGAAGUAGAUGAACUGGGAGCUUGGCUCACUAUGUACCUAACCAAUUUAAAACACCUGGUCAAAUUAAAAACGUCUUAAUCUGGCACCAAAAAGAUUGCAAUGUCAGCACCUCCUUGGGGAGGGUAUUCCAAACUUGGGGGUGGGGUAUCAUGGAUUUGUUGGAACCCACACAGGAGACUCUGCUAUGGGUAUCUGUCUCCUGGUCCAUUAGCAACACACACAACCCCCCACAAGCAGUACCAAGGGGGGGGGGAGUACCACUCAGCAUGAUUUUGUGCCCAGUUUUCAUUUUUAAAAAAUAUAUAUGUAUUAUUUAUCUAGAAUAUUCAUGCCCUGGCAGGAGUGCCAGCUUGGCCUCGUGACUGUGGGUGCCCGGGGCCGCGGGUACCAUGCAGCGUGCAUGGGCCUGGCACUGAAAGUUGUGGGUGUCCGGCGCCUUCAAGGGGAAUUUUGUGGGUGCUUGGGCACCCAGGGCCUCAGGGAGUUGGCAGCUAUGUGCCCUGGCCUUUUAAUUCAACCCCUCUUCCUCAGAAAAGAAAUCACAGAUCAGCUUCUAAAAUGUGACUAUAAUAAAAAAUCAGAAUAUAUAUUUUUUAAUGAUCAGCAUAAAUGUAUAACUAAAUAGUAUAAAACAAAGGGUGUCUGAAGCAUUUUCAGAUAGUAAGAAUGAACGGCCAUGCUAAUCUCAACAUCCUUGUUCACUAAAAGCAGAUACAAAUGUUGUUGUUUUAACCUGGUGCCUAAAGAUAGAAGGUUUAACAUCUUCCUAUCUAGAAUGUCUUCCCUAGAAUGGCCUGGUGAGCCAAAUGGGGUGGACUGGUGGGCCAAGAGUGGCUCAUGGUGUAGAAAUUGCCCACUUCUGUCUCAGUGCAGAGAUGGACAGUCCUUUAGGUAUCCUGGUCCCAAGGUGUGAAGGACUUUUAAAGCUCAGAGCCAGAAUUUUGAAUUGAUCCCAGAAGUGGACCCAGAAGCGGACCAGAGCAGCUGGCCUGGCACUAGCAGACCCCCCCAACGAUCCCUAUUUUCCAGGGACAGUCUCGGAUUUACAGAAGCUGCCCCCGUUUCUGAUGUGAUCCCAGAACGUUCCCACUUUUCCUAAGGAUGUCCCUAUUUUCAUCGGAGAAAUGUUGGAGGGUAUGGUAGGACGUCCCUAUUUUCAUUGGAGAGUAUGGAGUUAUGUGAAUCCCGACUCAAGAAGAUACAACCUUUAGAAGACAUCUGAAGGCAGCCCUGUAUAGAGGUGUUUUUUUUUUAAAAAAUAACAUUUUAUUAUGUUUUUAUUUAUGUUGGAAGCUGCCCAGAGUGCAACCAAGCCAGAUGGGUGAGAUAUACCGUAUUUUUUCAUGUAUAUUUUGGGUUGUAGCUGGCAUACCAGCCUCACCUGGGCAAUGUAGGGAUAUAGGAAACAGUCUUGGGGUUUAUCCACACCUACCUUUCCUCCACUCUUUUCUUUUCUAUAUAUAACUUUAUUUAUUUUGUUUCUCAAAUUAACUUUUUACACUCACAUAUCCAACAUACAUCAUAAAAUCAAGAUUCCAUAGAAUCUCCUGGGCUUCCCUCAUCCCCUUUGUGGGUCCUAUUGUUAGUCAUUUCCUCCUGCAUCUUUUAUGAUAAUCCAAAUCUUUUACAUCUCCAUUAUAUCCAAAAUUCGCCAUGAAACUACAAGUGCCAUUCUAAUCCUACUAACAAUUUUAACUGUUUACUAUGAUUCUUCAGAUAAAUUAUAAAUUCCCCCAUUCCUUAUUAAAAUUCUGGUCUUCUUGAUUUCUGAUUCUUCUGGUCAUUUUUGCCAUUUUGGCAUAAUCCAGCAAUUUAAUCUGCCAUUCUUCUUGGUCGGGACUUCUUUCCAUCUCUGGGCCAAUAACAUCCGCGCAGCCGUGGUCGCAUACAUAAAUAAUCUUUUCUGCUCCAUUGGGAUUUCGGCACCUAGAAUUCCUAAAAGAAAGGCUUUGGGGUUUUUUAAAGAAUAAAUUAUUUUAAACAUUAAAAUGUUCUUCCACUCUUUUUCAGGCAUGAUUCACGCUUAAAGUUUCUAGGGCCAAGCAUUUUCUAUUUUGCCCCGGAGCUUUCCCUAUGCAAACUUGCUCUUUAAAGCUCAGUCAGAGGAAAUGGCAAGCCAUAGAAAACCCAGAUGAAUGUUUGCUGCGAUUGAGAGCUAAAGAGUGGGUUUUCACAGGGAAAGUUUGGCGCGGGGGGCGGGGAGCUGGGAACGCUCAGACAUGGAGCUUUUAAACACAGGCCUGUGCCUGGAAAGUGAAGAGCAAAAGUUAAGUGUGGAUAAGCCCUUAUACUAACUGAUUCCAACCAUAAGGACCUGUUGGAUCAGGCCAAUGGCCCAUCUAGUCUCAGCAUUUGGUUCUCACAUUGGCCAACCAGAUGCCUGUGAGAAACUAGUAAGAAGGAUCUGAGCACAUGUGCCCCCUCCCCUCCUGUGGUUUCCAGCGACUGGUCUUCAGAAGCAUUAUUCCCUCCCACCGACCGUGGAGGCACAGCACAGACAUCUGAGCUAGUAGCCAUCAAUGGCCGUUCUCCAUAUGUUUUCUCUAAUCCUCUCUUAAAUCCACCUGAAUUGAUGGUCAUCACUUCCUCCUGUGGGAGCAAGUGUGAAGAAGUACCAUAUUUUUCAGUGUAUAACACGACCCCUCUUUUUUGGGACUCCAAAUAAAGAAAUCCCCUGUAUGCACUAUCCGUGUAUAAACGACCCCCAAUUUUAAACUUGAAAAAAUAGGGGGGAAAUGUAGUCUUAUACACGGGAAAAUGCGGUACUUUCUUUUCUCUGAUUCUUCCGACAUUCUGCUUCAUUGGAUGUCCACAGGCCCUAGUGUCAUGAGGAAAUCUUUUCUGUAUCCACUUUCUCCAUGCCAGGUGUCAUUUUAUAAACUGUUGUCUUGUCGCCUCUCACUUGUCUUUUCUUUAAGUGCUUGGUCCAUCUAGCUCGGUGUUGCUUGCACGGACUGGCAGCAGCUCUCCAGGCAGAGGACAUUCCCAGCCCUAUUUGGAGGUGUCAGGGAUUGAACCUGGGGCCUUCUGCGUGCAAAACAGAUGUGCUACCCACUGAGCUAUGGCAAAAGGGGCUCCGUACCAAAGAGACAAUCUGUACCUCCAGUGUGUAAAAAUGGAUAAAAGGGUAUAGACACCUGUUCCUUCAGACAGAGGGCAAUCUCAUCUAAAACAGGGCAGGCAUCAUUCACCUGGCAGGUAAAAAAACCACCCUCAGCAGCACUGGGAUCUCUAUUGCAUCACCUGGGAUGAGGUUUUAGAAGCAAGAAGCAGCAAAGAAGCAAACCCCCAGUGGAAAACUCCACUCGAGUCUCUCUCUCUCUCUCUCUCUCUCUCUCUCUCUCUCUCUCUCUCUCUCUCUCAUGCCUCUGAGAUCUGUGAGCUGUCAGAUCAGGGGCUGGUAGGGUAUAAGACACACAGGAAGUGAGCUGUGGGGAGCAAGCGGUGUUCUGGUGUUCUUGUUUGAAUUUGCAAGGGGAGGGGAAGGGAAGGGAGGUGGCUCGUGCAACUUCCUUGUUUUGCUGGUCCAAUUUUGGCGAUUGCAUCAAUUAGGUGCUUGAGCAAGCGAGAAAAGACACAACAAGCAACAGUGGCAGAGCAUGCCGGAGGCUGCUUACUUAAUACUAUUAGUAGUACAGUGGUACCUCGGGUUAAGUACUUAAUUCGUUCCGAAGGUCUGUACUUAACCUGAAACUGUUCUUAACCUGAAGCUAAUGGGGCCUCCUGCUGCCACCGUGCCGCCCGAUUUCUGUUCUCAUCCUCAAGCAAAGUUCUUAACCUGAAGCACUAUUUUUGGGUUAUCGGAGUCUGUAACCUGAAGCGUAUGUAACCCGAGGUACCACUGUACUAUCAUUAUCAUUAUUUGCUUAUUUAUUGCAUUUCUAUUCCACCUUUCCCCCAAAGAGCUCAUACAGUGAUGGCCACCAACUUUGAUGGUUUAAAAGAGGAUCAGGAAGAUUAAUGGAGGAGAGGGCUAUCGGUGGCUAUUAGUUGGAGGCAGCAAUGCUUCUGAAGGCCAGUUGCUGGAAACCACAGGAGGGGAAAAGGCUCUUUGUGCUUGGGUCCUGCUUGCAGAUUUCUCUCAGGCAUCCUGCUGGCCACUGUGGGAACAGGAUGCUGGCCUAGAUGGGGCCCCUUUGGCCUGAUCCAGUAGGCUCUUCUUAUAUCCUUACAGCUUUUAUAUUGUCCUUCUCCUCCUCAUUUCAUCACCACGACAACCCUGUGAGGUAGGGUCAAGCUGAGAGGCAGUGACUGGCCCAAGGUCACCCAGUGAGCUUCAAAGCUGAGUGGGCAUUUCCACCCCGGUCUCUUCCAGGUCCUAGUCUAACUCCAUGCCCUAAAUGCCUGCAUACAUUCCCAGGGCUUAGGUGGAAGAAAACUUGGAAACGGUUAAGGCGAACAAAACGUCUUUAGUUGAGACUGUAAACUAUAGAAAAACUAGACAGCAAGUGCUUCAAAAGGACAGGUGAAGGUAAAGGUUAUCUGUUAAACACACAUACAAAAAUGCUGUAACCUUUCCAAAUAGAAAAGUUAGGCAAUCCUUGCCUAAUAUUUAUGUGCCCAUUUAAUAAGCAAGAUCCCUAAGCAUAAAACGCAGUCAGAUAAUUAGAACAAGAACAAGAAAAAUGCAUAUGCAACGUUAGAAACAAAAAAAAUACAAAGAUAUACACAAGUAAAAAUGGAGAAGCUAUCAGUAAAACAUUCAGUUAAAUAUCAGUAAGUCAUCAGCUGCGUGCUCAGCCAGGUCAAAUGGUCCCCUAAACCACCAAAGUCCUGGAGUUACUUCUCUGCAGGGAGCUUCAGUCCCCAAUGCAGAAGGUAUAAGUGCGUUUUUCAGCCCAAGAAAAAUUUGUAGGGAACUUAUAGCCCUUGUAUGGAAAGUCCCAGGGGGCUCAUGUUUGUGGUGGGCAGGGCUGGAAGCAUUAGUGGGCGCUGAAGAGCAGCUGUUAUGGCCGCUGCAUCUGCAUCCCUGUCUCAUCCACUGAGGAGGAGGUGCAGGGGAGAGACACUGAUGCAGAACAUGUCCCUAUUUUCAUCUGAGGAGUGUUGUGGGGUAUGGGAUUCUGAGUCAGACCAUUGGUCCAUGCAACUCAGUACUGUCUGCACUGACUGGCAGCGGCUCUCCAGAGUUUCAGACAGGGAGCCUUUUCCCAGCCUUGCUUGGACAUGCCAGAGAUUGAACCUGGCACAGGCUGCACUUCAAGCAGGUGUUCAACCGCUGAGCUGUGGCCCUUCCCUUUGUGUGUCUUCCCAUUGCCUAUUAGUAUUAGUAUUGUUAUUAUCUUCAUUAACAUACCACCCUCCCUCUCAGCAGAGCCCAAGGCAGUGAGCAGCAUAAUAACCGGUGUACAACAAUUGUACGCCAUAAUUUUACUGCCUCCGGGCAUGCCCAAAUUCAGGUGAGGCCUUUCCAUCAUUUGAUCUCCCUACCAAGAAAAGCUUCACUUGCUAAGUCUCUGCACUGCUGUUAAAGGCAGAGGAGCAGGGCACAUUAAAGCAGGUGGCAACCACAGCUGAAUACAGCUCAUCUCUCCCACCCAGCACCCAACAUUUUUAUCCCCUCUGCAAAGCAAAGCAUGUUUGCACAAAAGCUUUUGGGGAGCAGCUCUUGUCCGUGUGGGAGAAGCAGACCCCUGCUCUUGUUCUCCCAGGCUCCUGCAGGCCCUCUCUAGCAGAAGGACGGGAUAGGGUUUACACCGGGGGUGGUGUGCUCUUGAGCAAGCUCCCUUUAUGUCAUGACAUGCUCUAAUCCAGUCCUCUGGGCGCUGCAUGUGGGCCACUGUCAGGGUUUAUACAACCGCUCCGCUUUUCGGGAAAGCGUUCAAGGAAGAGCGAUAGGAGGUGUGUAAUGAGCACAAUUAGAUGGUAUCUGUUAAUGACGGGGCUGCUUUUGGCACACCUGGGCUGCAGCUUCGCAAUCAGGGGACAAUCAGCAGGAGCAGAUCUCCCAAAGACAAGGUGUCACUUUUCUAGGCACGCAUACCUGAGAUGGACCUUGCCGGUUACAUUAACAGGGUGGAGCUGCCAGGAUGGAGCUGGUAGAUUCCUAGGAAGCUCAAACCCUGCAGCAAUCUCACAGAUGAAAAUAAGGGCCUGCUUGAAACCUCCAUACCUUCCGUGGCAUUACCAGAGUCUCUAAAACUGAAGUUUUGGAAUGCAGCAACUCCCCUAUGAGGAAAGGUUGCAGCGUUUGGGGGCUUUUGAGUUUUGGAGAAAGGGUGAGUAAGAGGUGACUUGUUAGAAGUUUAUAAAAUUCUGCACGGCAUGAGGAAAGCUUUCCUCCCUCUCUCAUAACACUGGAACUCGUGGACAUCCAAGGAAGCGGAAUGCUGAAAGAUUCAGGACAGAGAAAAGGAAGUCUUUCACACAGGGCUUAAACUGUGGAAUUUGUUCCCGAAAGAUGUAGUGAUGGCCACGUAUGGCUUUAAAAGAGGAUUGGACAAAUUUGUGGAGGAGAAAACUGCUGAUUGCUACUAGACAUGAUGGUGAUGUCCUGCCUCCACAAUUGAAAGUGGUAAUGCUUCUGAAAAGCAGUAGCCGGAAAUGGCAGGAGAGGAGAGUGUGCUUGGGCUCUGGUCCUGCUAGUGGCAUCUGGUUGGCCACUGUGAAAACAGGAUGCUGGACUAGAUGGACCCUGGGUCUGAUCCUGCAGGCUCUUCUUAUGUUAUUUUGUUCCUCCUGUCUGCUGUAUCCAUUGACUCUGUAAUAGCCUUGUUGUCCAUUGAUCUAAUAGCCAGUACAGUGGUACCUUGGGUUAAGUGCUUACCGUAAUUCGUUCCGGAGGUCUAUUCUUAACCUAAAACUGUUCUUAACCUGAAGCACCACUUUAGCUAAUGGGGCCUCCUGCUGCCGCUGUGCUGCCAGAGCACGAUUUCUGUUCUUAUCCUGAAGCAAAGUUCUUAACCUGAAGCACUAUUUCUGGGUUAGCAGAGUCUGUAACCUGAAGCGUAUGUAACCUGAAGCGUAUGUAACCCGAGGUACCACUGUAGAAUAAUUGUUGUUUUGGUUAAAGAUGCAUUGGGAUGGCUCUUUUGAUUAUCGGUGCAUGUUAUCAACUGUCCAAAAAGCACACAGAUUUAGAGGCAGAUGCCCUCUAGCUGCAUGAAAUUAGGGAUGAGUUGAGCAGCUCAUCCAUGCAUCCUUUUGUGCCGUGUUUCUAUCUAGACACAGGUCCAGGUUUUUCCAGAGUUUAUUGUGAGGAAAAUGCUUUGAAAGCGGUAGCUCUGUGAGGUGAAUAGAGGCCUUCUAACCACUAUCAGAGCCUUUAACAAACUAAAGCUCCCAGGAUGCUUUGGGGGGAAACCAUGACAUGUUUAUAAUGGUGUCAGAGUGCUUUCAAUGUAUGGUAUGGCCUUGGCCCAGGUGGAAAGCAGGAGGGUAAGUGAGAGAGGCAGUUUAAAGUAGCGUCAUAGUGCUUUAAAUGAGUGGUGUGAACAUGGCCUGUGUUUAUUCAUGAAUGAGGCAAGGCACUUCUAAGCACAUGUUGCUGGGGAAGAAAUAGUGGGGAAGGCCCUGUCUGCAGUGGAGCAUAGCCUCUGGACAUCCCUGAGGGAUAAACAGCAGAGAACCUUGUUGUGGUACCUUAAAAAAAAAAAAAGACAUAUCAAGGUAUUAUUCCAAGAGCUUUCCUGAGAUAAAGUCCAUUGCAACAGAUCCAUGAAGUAAUAAUCUUCACUUGCAAGUACAGUUGCCUUGCAACUUAUACGAGGGUUGUGUUUUGGGGGCAGUGUCCAAAGCAACCCGUUUAAAAACCAUAAAAAGACUCACUGACCACCUCUGCUCUCUCUCCAAAGGCCGCUACAGAUUCUCUCUGCACCUCUGAAUGCAAAAGUAGAAGGAGGAGAGCAAAAAGCGGGGAAGGGCUGCGGCCUUUACAUCUAGACUAUGUCAUUUCUUGGAAGCGCAUUCUUAAAAACUGCUAUACCGUAACUUAGCUGAGAGCUUCAGUUCUCCUUCUGUGUGCAUUUUGCUUCCUGUCUCUGCUUCGGAAAUGAAAUCACCCAGGGACUCCACCCAGACAUCUACCCUUGAUGAGAGAGAGAGAGAGAGAGAGAGAGAGAGAGAGAGAGAGAGAGUCUCCACACUUGCCCAUUGCACAUCAGAUCUAUUUUGUUUCCCUAUUAAGUGUAGAUCUUGACAUUAGAGGCCCAGCGGACAAUGUUAACUGGGUUCCAAGCAUCUCCAAGCCUGCCCAUCUCUGACACUAGAAUGGACUUCUGAUUCAUUCGAGGUCCCCAUAAAAAAGCAAACACAAGCAAGUUUUCAGUUGGUUUGUAUACUGGUACCUUCCCUACUUCAUGAAGGAGCUAUUGCAGAUACGCAUAGGCCACUUCCUCCAGCUACUCAACGGAGCUAUGUUGUUUAAAACCAUAUGAUAUAAAACCAGCGUGAUAACAAAAUCAUGAAACAAAACUGCAAACAAUCAUGUUUUAAAACAGCCCUGAAUCUACUAAAUCAACCUGCCUGCAAAUCCCCCUGCCGCAAAAAUAAAGAAGUCCCAACAGAAAACAGUAAAAAGGCAGGCUUCUCGCCUCACAUGUAAUUCACCUCUUUCCUAUUUAUAUCCUCACAACAAACCUGUGAGGUAGGUUAGGCUGAGAGACUGUGAAUAAGCUAAAGGCCACCUAGUGAGCUUCAUGGCCAAAUGGGGAUUUGAACAUCGGUCUCCCAGGUCCUAGUCUGACUCUCUAACCACUGCGCCACACUGGCUAUAUUGCCCUUUCUGUCAGGGAUUUGGAGACUUUUAAAAACUGUUCAAUCUUAUUUUCGGUCGUAAACCUAAAUCAACUGGUGAAUAUUUAGACGGGGUGUGGGUUUUGUUGUCACUACUUAUCCCUGCAAUGGACUUCCCCCAAAGAAUUCUGGGAACUGUAGUUGCCCCUCAGAGACUUACAAUUCCCAGUGUCGUUAACAUCACCCAGAAUUCUUUGGGGGGAAAGUCAUGUGUUUUGGAUGUGCUUCAAAUGUAUGGUGUAGAGCUGCCCUGUGGCUGUCCAGAAUGGAGGUCCCAUUGGUGGUGGGCCCCAGGAGGCCCCACGGUCAGCACUGCUGGGUGGUGAUGAUGCCAGCUCUCCCGGGACCACAGCAGGCUCCCUUUCAGGGUGAUUUUGGCCAUCUGUCAAGAGGCACCACCAUUCCCCAGGCUGACUCUCAACCCUUUCCCAGUUCCUCAGGUUCUGAAGAGCUGCACGGAGUUUGUGGAGCAGCACGGAAUCGUGGACGGGAUCUACCGGCUGUCAGGAGUCUCCUCGAACAUCCAGAAGCUGAGGUAAAAGCCAGCUGGCAUUAUUCAUGUGUGGAACCCAUUGCGGGAAGAUGUGGUACUGGAGUCGCCAGCUUAGAUGGCUUUCAAAAAAGGAUUUUUUGGAAAUUUAUGAAGGAAGAGGAGCAGGGGGUAUCAACUGAUGGCUGUAAGCUGUGAUCCAUAAAUGGAACCUCCCUGCCCAAAAGCAGCCUACCUGGAAUAACAGUUUAAGAAUCCCUGACACAUGGCCAUCCAACCUCCAACAAUGGAUAAUCUACCACCUUCUGAGGGAGUCUAAUCCAUUGUCUUACAGCUCUCGCCAUCAGAAAGCUCUUCCUAAUAUUUAGCCGGGAUCGCCUUUCUGGUCAUUUGAAUCCAUUGGUUUGGGUCCUACCCUCUGGAGCAGCAGAAAGCAAGCUUGCUCCAUCUCCCAUGUGACAGCCCUUCAGAUAGUCCAGAUCUUCCGGUGUUACUAUAUAUUCCAUUGCCUUUUUCCUUCCUCCCCUUUCCUGGCCCUUUGCAGGUUGGAAUUUGACAACGACCGGGGCUCCCCUGACCUCAACAAAGACUUGUACCUCCAGGACAUCCACUGCGUGAGCUCGCUCUGCAAAGCCUACUUCAGGGAGCUGCCCAACCCGCUCCUCACCUAUCAGCUCUAUGAUAAGUUUGCUGUGAGUAUGGCUGACCUAGGGCAUAUUUCGCACUAAGGGCCUUCACUCUAGGGCAGGCCAAAGGCUGCAUUCUCUUCUGCGGAACCUUCCAAGAGCCAUAUGCCAAGGGCAGGUGUGGGCAGGGAAACAGAUUUAAAUUUCAGCUUUGAACAGUAGGCUAGUUUCUACACCCACCCAACUCUGCCUCAAACAAGAGUCAUGGAAUUUGAAAUAUACUCGGAGUCGAGUGUGGAUUUCAUGCUCUUUAUUCAGCUCAUAGUAGUGAGGAAUGAAAGUUUCCCCAAAAUAUCUGCUUUAUAUACAUUAUUUACACAAUGGGUCGCACGUGAUUGGCUAAUUCUGGGAUUCUCCUGUAGGCCAAUCAGGUUGCGGAUUCACUUCCACCUGGAGCUGGAUUGGGUGGCUCCUGUGGACCAAUCAUACUGCUGCAUUGUUCUAGGACCAAUCAGACAGCUGCAUUCUGGACCCUAUUGUUCUAGGACCAAUCAGACUGCUGCUUUUUGGAUCCUAUUCAACUCAGUACAUAACAGAAUUACAGUGUUGGAAGGGACUCCAGGAGUCAUCUAGUCCUACCCACCUCCCUGUAAGUCGUUAUCAGAGGUCAAGGACAGAUUCCAGCAAGGCAGAAGGAGGCAAAGCAGGGCCAGUGAGGGAUGUGGCUUGAGAGAGGAGGUGUGGCCUGGGGAGAUUCCCGAGGUCCAGACAGAGAGUCCUGAAGGGCCGCAUUUAGCCCCCAGGGUGUGAGGUUCCCUGUUCCCUGCCCUAAUACAUAUAAAGUGUUGCUUUGUUGUGCUCACCAAUACAGCAGUUUCCAAGGUUCAUGUGCUUUCAAUGUGCACUGGAUGUAUGGUGUGGAUCUGCCCUUAUUGUGUAUAGAUUUGCAUGCUACUCAUUGAAUCAUCAAAUUGUAGAGUUGGAAGGGACCCAAAGGCUCAUCUAGUCCAACCUCCUGCAAUGCAAUGGCAACUGUGGCUCAGGUCUGGCAGAUGACUGUACCCGAUAUCCAAAACCAUUUGCUUUCAACGUUUGGUAUUGCAUGGCAGGGUGGGAGGCAUGCUGUGGAAUUGAGCAAACAAAAUGGUGAGCUGAGUACCUCUCUCCCACUUCACCCAGGAUGCUGUGGCCAUCCAGAUGGAGGAGGGUCGGCUGGAAAAGAUCAAGGAUGUGCUGAAGGAACUCCCAGCGCCCCACUACAGGUACCUGCAAGGGCCAAAAAGCCCUUUUUCUGGCUCAAUCCUCAUAGCGUCUUUCGGUCUCGCACAUGUGUGAGAGCUCAGGACAUAAAAAGGAGUGUCCUGAUUUUUGUCCCCCUGUAGAUUGCUGAAUGCUAGUAUGGCUGGUAAAGAGAUUUCACAGUCCACUUCCUAUUGAUGGAUGCUGGUGGUUGUGAUUUCUCGUUCAGUUGACCCUCACUCUGUCCCGCCCCCCCCCCCCCAAAUCUUUGUUUUGGCUUUGCAUCCACCACAAGGACCUUGGAGUUCCUGAUGAAGCAUCUAGUUCACAUGGCCUCUUUCAGCUCUGAGACCAACAUGCACGUACGGAACCUGGCCAUCGUCUGGGCUCCCAACCUGCUCAGGUGAGACAUAGCAGCUUUUAUCAAACAAGUUCAGUUCUUGGUGAACCAUUAUUGACAGCAACUUUGUUUAAGGCAUGGCAAAGGGGAAUUGGACUGAAACAAAGGCAAAUUUGGAAAACUAGAUUUCUGAAUAAGGAGGAAGAAGAAUGGCCUGACAAUCAGGAGGUUCUUGCUCAACGAACGAGUGUCAGCAAGACCCACCACACCCACUCCCAACCUGUGCACCUCUGCCUCAUUAGGCUUCACUCCCUCUCCCUCUCUUCUCAGGUCCAAGGACAUUGAGUCGUGUGGCUUCAACGGCACAGCAGCCUUCAUGGAGGUCCGCGUCCAGUCCAUAGUGGUGGAGUUUAUCCUCACCCACGUGGAUCAGAUUUUCAAUAAUGUCCCUCUCUGUGGUAGGUCUUUGUGUGUGACAGACAAAUACCAUAGAAUCAUAGAAAUGUAGAGUUGGAACUUCUUGUAGUGCCCUCCAUUGCAAUACCCCUCCAUACACAUUCAGUACAUGGGCCUUGAGGGGAGGUGGGGGGGGGCACUUCAGCAGCCCUAAUGAACUUCCCAAAGAGCUUUCAGAAUUUGAGGACCUCCCGAGAGAGGUUGUGGUGACAGCAUAUGGUUUGUUUGUUUAUUUAAUUUAUUUAUUGCAUUUAUACCCCAACUUUCUUCCCAAGGAGCUCAAGGUGUUGUACAAAGUUCUCCUCUCCCUCAUUUAAUUCCCACAACAACCCUGUGAGGAAGGUUAAGCUGAGAGUCAGUGACUGGUCCACAGUCACCCAGUGAGCUUCAUGGCUGAGUGGGGAGAUUUAAACCCUGAUCUCCCAAUUACAGUGGUACCUCAGAAGUUGAAGUUGAGUGGGGAGAUCAGUACCCUGAUCUCCCAAGUACAGUGGUACCUCGGAAGUUCCAGAAUCUGUUCUGGAAGUCCGAUCGACUUCCAAAACAUUCAGAAACCAAGGCACAGCUUCUGAUUGGCUGCAGGAAGCUCCUGCACCCAAUCGGAAGCGGCAUCAGACGUUUGGGUUCCAAAGAAUGUUUGUAAACCAGAACAACUCACUUCCAAGUUUGCGGCGUUUGGGAGCCAAAAUGUUCGACUUGCAUGACGUUUGGGAUCCAAGGUACAACUGUACGAGUCCAAUACUCUUUAACCACUGUACCACACUGUCUCUCCUGCACUAAACUAGCUCUCUGGCUUUAUUCCUGCACUCACUUAAUUUUCUGAUGAUGCUGUUUUUCCUCCACUACUGCUAUAGCCGGGAGCCGUGAAUCUCUCAGGAAGUCCCUUCUCCUUGCGAGCUCACCGGUGACCUUUGGCGACGACAAAUACUCCUUUUCCUGCAAUAUCCCAGCUGCGCUGAACCAGGGGGAUGGCCCACCGCAGAUGCGACCCUACCACACCAUCAUCGAGCUCACCGACAACAAGUACACACCUCCCUUCCCUCUCUUUCCCCUUCCCAUGUUCACUUUUGUAUUUGCCUGCUGAGAAUUUCCAGAUUCUAGUUACAAAGGAUGGCAUCAGAUGCCCAUUUUGCAAAGCGACUACAACCAGAGGGCAUGAAGCCCAUUUUGUUGGCUGGGCUGCAGAGAAAAAGGCACAUCCCUACCUACGUGGUGGGCUUGCCCCCAGACUGUGCAACGUUGGUCACAGCUAUUCCAGACCGCUUCAUCUCCCAGCAAACUGCACAAUUGCCUUGGAUCCCUGAUUAUUUUAGCUGGUGUUGUUUUUCUUGCAUGAAUGAGAAUAGUAAAUCCAUGCACAGAGAUUUGUUGAUGCUUAUUUUAGCUGCAGCCAGACAGGAAACCCCUUUCCCUCUGCCCUCACUUCUGAGGACUUAGAGAGUCCUAAGGAUCCCAUUGGAAAUGGCUCCAGACACACGAUGACCGUCCUGCAGGCAAAAUUUAUAACCUCCAUUCCAAUUCUUCACAGAAGAAAAGGAUCCCUUAAGGCAAAGAAAUGGAUGUCAAUUUUCAACCUCGGCCGAUCCAGCCAUGAUGCCAAACGCAAGUUGAACAAGCCAGAGGACAAAGGUAAAAGGCUUAACGCUAAAGCUCAUUGUAACUGUUCAAGCAGACUAAGAGUUAAGUGUGCCACAUAUAUGGCCUGAAAGUGGGUCUUUCUGUCACUAUCUCGUUGAUUAUUUUUCCCAACAAAAGCGCCAAGUGCUGCAUUAUAGUGCAGAUCAAUGGUUCCCACAAAAUUUUGAGCCACUGUACCUUUGGUUCUAUACACUCAUCCCCAGUGCCCCCUGCCCUAUAAAACCAUUGUUCAGAAUAGAAGGACUAUAAUAACACAAUAAAAUUCAAAACAGUAACAAUUAAUUGCACAUUUAAUUCAAAAUGCAAUUAAAACUCUUUCGUUUAAUUAAUUCAACAAAAUGGAUGAACUCGAUACAGUGAUAGCAGCUUUUCAGAGUCUAAUACAGUGGUACCUCAGGUUAAGUACUUAAUUCAUUCCGGAGGUCCGUUCUUAACCUGAAACUGUUCUUAACCUGAAGCACCACUUUAGCUAAUGGGGCCUCCUGCUGCCGCCGCGCCGCCAGAGCACGAUUCUGUUCUCAUCCUGAAGCAAAGUUCUUAACCUGAAGCACUAUUUCUAGGUUAGCGGAGUGUGUAACCUGAAGCGUAUGUAACCUGAAGUGUAUGUAACCCGAGGUACCACUGUAGUCGUUUACACCUCUAGUACCCCCCUGCCACCCCUUUGCCUCCAGAGGGCAGAACCACCCACUUUGGGAACCACUUUGGUUGUAGAUUCCCCCAGAGCUUUAUUAAAGAGCUUUAUUAAAUAUAUGGGACCAUGAUAUAUGAGACAACUUUUUCUCUAAAGGAUUAAUUAUCUGGAUGUUGACUGCUAGAAUCUCUGUUAACACAACAAUGGAAGACACUAAAAGAUUUAAGCUUAGCACUAUGGUACAGUAUAAAAAAACAUCUGAACAUUUAUGUGCAAUGUGGUGAGACUUUAUAUCUUAUGUUUCAUCUGCCAACAUGCAAGACUCUUCAACGACAUCAAAAAUAUAAAUUUGGAUUGAUGGGAAAGGUCAGAAACCAGGAAGAUCGAGUAUUCUUAAAAGAUUGGAAUAACUUUGUAAUAUAUUUAAAAGACCUCUGUAAACAGUUGAAAACAUUGGCAGGGAUACAGUUACAGUUCUAUGAAAGAUAAAUAGCCACUUUUUUAUGCAUCCUGUGGUUCUUUUGGUUCAUUAUGUUGAUGUUGCUUCUUUUAUUUUGUUGCCUGUAAAAGGAAAAAAUAUAUACUAUUAAAAUUCAACUGAAAAAAGUUGGUUUUUUUUUGAGGCCCGGAUUUGGUUGGCUCAAUCCUGCCUUUCUGUUUCAGAUGACAAAAUGGGAAAGAUGCGUCUGCGGCCGGCCAAAAGCAUGGAUUCCCUCAGCUCCAUGCCAUGUGCCAGUGAUGGUAGGUGCAGAAAUCUCUGGGGUUGUUUACAUUUGCUGCUGAGGGCCUGGCUGGCUUUUGCCCCACUUCUAUUCCUCCUGGAGCAUAGAGAUGGAGGAGACAGAAGGACUUGGGUGUUUCACCAAAUCUUGGAAGGACUUUAAUCCUAAUAAUUUGGAUUGCUGGUAUUCAAGGGUUUGGCAGAUUCCCCUUCUUGAAAAGGUAUCUCCUUAAACUAAAAGUAUCUAAAGGGCAGAACUCAAUUUUUUUAACAUAUGACGUGAUUUCUUAUUCAAUUGAGGCACAUCGGCAUAGUCAAACGUCUAGCUCAUUUAAUACUAUAUAGAACCUUUAUUCUCCAUAAUGAUGGAAUUAACAGAUGGAUAAUACUUUUAUUUUCAUAUAUCCUUACUAUUUGUAAAGGAAAUAUUUUUAUGAGUUAAUACUUAAUUAUCCGUUUGGAGCUGUGCCGUAUCUUUGUACUUUUGUCCUUCCAGGCUGUGACCCUUUACAAUUUAAGUUUCAGAUCCUUUGCUUUCUUUCUUUAUGUUAUGUUUGCACUUUUUUUGGUUGACCAAUAAAUAAUAAUAAUUUUUAAAAACCCAGCAGCAUACCUAUUCACAGUAAUCUCAUAGCAAAUUCAUCACAGUAUUAAGGCUACUGGAAGGCAACCUUGGAAAAGGUUUGGGGCCCAGGCAUGAGGCCCUGUCUUUUGGGUCCCUCUUUGAUUCAGCUCUCUUCCUUUGUGUGCAGAUGACAUUCAACUGGGGAGGAAAAUCUCCCAGAAGCAGCUCACUCUGUGCCGUGAGAGUUUUGAUGGCCCGGCUUCUCUCGAUAACAGUUUCCUGCUGUCGGAGUCUGACGAGUAUACGGAGAGACCCAAGGCCGAAGAAGCACAAGGCGAGUCGGAGGGCGAAGCCACUGCCAAGUCGGAGCCCACCACCCCAAAAGCCAGCAGGUCCAGCCUUGUUGGGGUGGCCCCUCAAGGGCGAUCCCCCAAAACUGGGCGCAACCGCGCAGAGAAGUGCGCCGGCGUCCACAUCUCUGGGCCUUUCUCUGUCACGGUCCCGUUCCACAUCACUUCCAACCUCACUUUGUCCCGGCUAACCCGGGGGCUCGAGUGCCCUGCCCUGAGCCACUGUGCCCUGGAGAAGGACCCUUCUGAGACCUCUGAGGCCAAAGAGGACGAGCCUUCUAAGCAGAAAGAAACUGAGGAGAAGCUGGUGCCCGACCUCACAAACAAGGAAGAUGCUGGAGGUAAGUAUCUCCCCACCAUUUCUUCCAUCUACAAGCUGCCUUGGUGGUAUAGACCAGGGGUGUGGAACCAUUUUUGGCUCCAUGGGCCAGAUCCUUAUCAGAAUUGGCUCCUGAGCCAAAUUUGACAGAGUUCUCCCUGCCCCCCCCAACCUUCAUUUUACCAGGCAGGGGUCUAUGCAAGCCCCCUACUUGAAUCAGGAAAAAGUAUGCAUGGAAUCCUGCAGGAUUGAAGCUAUGCCCAUCAGCUGAAGAUCAGCUGUCACGAGUGGUGUCAGCUGAUAGGCAGGUGAGUGUGGUUUGAGCCAAGAUGGGCCUGCAGGCUAGAGGUUCUCUACUCCUGGUGGCACUUGGGCCUUGUUGCCAGAUUCCCCAGUUUGUGCCCACUGGCGCAUUACACAGCUGCAUGAAGAACCAUCUUCUCUUGCAUGAAACCUGCCCAUUCCUUAACAUCACCCUUUUGAGGCUGUGCCCCAGAUGCCCCCCAUUUCAGAAGUUAAACAGAUGACAGCAGGUGAGAGGGACUUUUCAGUGGUGGCACCCUUCUUGACCUGGGAACUGACCCUACUUACAGUUGAUACGUAUUCCCAAAAUAAUACAGAUGAACACCUGAAAUGUGACAUAUUUAAUCAACUAGAGGAAUCUUAGCUGAUUACCUAUAUGAAUCUUCAUUGAUUCAUCAAAUAAAUUUGCAAAAAUGUGUAUAUAAUAAAUAGAAUUGAUUGUAUUCAACUAAGCUCUACACAUAAUAAAAUUAAUGGGCAAAUGUUAACCAUGUCCAUUAAUUGCUACUUCGAGUAUGGCUAACACGGGAUGCAACCCAAUAGUUCUAACUUACUAACUUACUUUAUUUUUAAGUGAUCCAGACUAGGGUCAAAACAAGUACCCCCCCUUUCUCUCAUAGGGGAGGUAGGUGUUGUUUUUUCUUCUUCCUAAGAUUGUGCUCACCAUCUGCAGUUUUCCUAAAUACUUGCAUUACAAAGAACUUGGGGCUCACCAAGGAGCUAUUCCCUGUCGCAAAGAACUGACUUGCUCUUUGCUUCUUCUUCUUCUUCUUCUUUUGCUUCCCCUUAUUGAAACAGAUGCAAAGGCAGGAGGCCUGUCUGAUUCGGAAGAGAACCAGAUGUCUUUGGAGGUCCAGGACUCCUUCUCUUUCCUGGACAGCCAAGAUGCCUGGCUGGGUGAAAGCAUGGAUGGAGACCAGCCCCGGAAGAGCACCAGCAUAGCACCUGAUUUUGCAGGCAGUGGUGUGGACAGUUCCCCACUCACGGAGGACGACAUGAGCAGUGGGUUCAUGAAUGAGAUGAUAGGAGGCGGGAUGGAGGUGAGGUCCAUGACUAUGUCACCCAAAAUCUUUACCUAGUUAAAAAUGCAGGUGCUCUUCCACCCCAUCCUUGAGUCUCUGUCCUAGCAGGAGCUGCACAUCAGCUCCUACCUGACCAUUUUGGCAGCUCCAAGGUGGGAAGGGAGGGAAGAAAGGAGUCCUUUGGAGCUAGACAACUCCUACAAUCUCUAUAAGCAGAUACAGACAACAAUGCAUAGAGCUCUGUGGGGGUGGGGAUCCAUUAAUAUAAAAUUAUGCUGCAGAAAUAAAGUACAGGAUGGGGGUUGACCCUUUUAUACAUAUUAAGUGUGUUUUUGGCAUAUAAUCUUGCAUAUAAUGGAUGGGGCUAUUUUUAAAAGAUGUAAGUGAGUGCUCAAUACCAUAGGUGAUCCAAAGUGAGCAAAGUCCAGGACAGAUAAAACAAAGGACUUCUUCAGGCAGUGCAUAAACUAUGGAACUCCCUCCCACAGGAGGUAGUGAUGGCCACCAACUUGGAUGGCUUGGAAAGAGGAUUGGACAAAAUUCAUGGCUAUGCUUCACCUCCAGGGUCAGAGGCAGCAAAGCUUCCGAAUACCAGUUGCUGGAGGCCACAGGAGGGGAGAGGGUUCUUAUGCCUGGGUCUUGCUCAGGGGCUUCACAGUGAGACAUCAAGUUGGCCACUGUGAGAACAGGGUGAUGGGCUAAGUGGACCAUUAUUAGCAUGAUUCAGCAGGGCUCUUCUUAAACGGGUUGGAACCGCCAAACAUUCAUCCAUUAUUUAUUUAUUUAUUUCAUAAAAUUUAUAUAUUGAUAGUAGGAAAAAAAUCUCAAAGCAGUUUACAAACAAGAUAAAACAAUGAAAUUACAACUAAAAAUUUACAACUGUAAUUUAAAACAUACAGAAAAUUAAAGCCACAGUAGAAUAAACUAAAACACAUUAAAACUCAUACAAAUUCCAGCCAUAAAUCCCCUUUAAACCCAGUACAGUAGUUGGAUUUGGGCACAUGGCGUGUUUUAAGUAAGUUUUUAUUUUACUUUUUAAUUGUAUUGGUUUGGGGUUUUGCUGCCCUGGGCUUUUUUUGGAAGGGAGGGCAGGAGAGAAACGUAAUGAAUAAAGAAACAGGCAGUUUCUUAUGCUCCCUUCAGCCCCAGGCAACACAGGCCUGGGGCUGAUGGGAGUUGUAGUUCAAAGAGCCUUGCUGUCUGGUGCCUAAACAUAUGGAGAAAGGGAGGUUGUUCUGUGUGUUUGCUAUAUUCAUUAUUUUUAAAAGGGUAACUGAGAAAAAGAAAGACGUGUGUGUUUGAACCAAAGAGGAGCCUUAUUUAAAACUCUUUUCUUUCUCUACCUCCAGCUGGAGAUGUUUUCAGCUGUUUCACCACUAGAUUACCUGUCCAUUGAGGAGUGUAUGAACGAGCACUCAGAAGAGGAAGAUGACCAAUAUUAUCUGGCUGUGGGAUGUUCAGAUGGCGAUGAGGUUUCUAAGGAGGUUGACAGUGAAGAGGUCUACUUGAGUGCUUUUGAUGACCUCAGCCCCUUAGCUGGCAAAUUGCAGCAUUUCCAGCAGCCAGAUGAAGACCAGGCUCUUGAUGACACCUGUCUUCCGAGGAGCACGUUGGAUGAUCAGCCCUUCAGUCUGGCUGGACAGCCCUCACCUGAAGACCCAGACAGCUCCCAUCUCUUUGAAGUUGGCAGGGAGCCUCUCCUGGAUGACCCUCCAGUUCACGACUUCAGGUUAGACAAUUCCCAGCUGGAUCCAGCUUCCGCCAAUCCAUCUGAAGAAGAGUUGCAGGCCUUCCUGGAUUCUGGUAGUGAUUUCAGUCAGUUGGAAACACUCAUGAAGGCUGAAGCUGAGACCAUCCAGGUAGAUCCUGACUUGGCAGCGUUGCAGAUGGAAGGUGUAAACGCCAGAGGUGAAGAUGACCUGCUUCUAGGAACAGGGUGCUUGAUGCAUGCCAGAUGCCCUGAUGGAAUUCCAGAAAACCCGGUGCAAAGAUCUUCGGUUCAAGAGAAUCAAAACCAUGCAGUCCAACCGAGCCUUGAAAAUGAGCGGGAACGACACAAUGCAUUAGGCAUUGAGCAGGUUGCAAGAUCUCCUUGCAUCCCCAGCAUGGAGGUAGAUGGAUCUACCUUGGAGGUGGAUGGAUUGUAUGACUGGCACCCAGACUACGAGUUCCCAUUUCAAGCGGCAGAGCAGCAACAGAGGGGAGAGACUGCUCUUCAUCCUCAGGCAGCAGAAGUUCUUUCACCCCCGGAUUUGCACAGAACUCCACUUUCCUCUUUGAUGGACAAUUGCUUUGAAAAUGCUUCUUCCGAGACGUCUCCAAUGCUUGCGCCGAGUCUUAAGCCAGAUGCUCCACCUGAGAGAGCCCCUCCUGGUGGCUCCUCGCCUGACAAUUGCAAUGGGUCUGAAGCCUCGUCGCUCAGGGCCCCUUCUCUGCAGGGCUGCCCAGAAAGUCCUCCACAGACACCACCACAUUCAAUGCCGGCGAAAGCCUCCGAUGCUCUCAAGCACGACCUCUCUGACGGAAGCGUCUCCAUGAGGUUGACCUCACAUGCCAUCAGAGUGCAGCAGGCGAAAUCUUUCCCAGUCGUGCCUCCGAAACCCCAGUUUGCCAAGAUCCCUCCAGCCUUAAUGCCAAUAUCUCCAACCAAGGAAGCCUCCCUCACGUGGUGCAGCCCACCUGUCCCAGAAAAGAACUGUAGAAAUGGGAUAAAAGAGGGUCCCAGCGAAGGCUCUCUGCGCAGGCCCCUUCGCCCAGCCAGCCUGGACGUACAUUGCAGCACCCCAGAUAGCAGUGAAAAUGUAAAAACUCCCCUGGCUGUUUCCAAGCUGCCCACCUCUCCAGGUAACUGUCUUGGAGAUUCAGGGGCCCUCCGGAAGCAGCGGAAUUCCAUGCCUGUGAGUUUAGAGAAAUAUGACAGAGAUUACGAGAGCAGAGGAGCAGACGCGGUCCCAAAGCUACUGCACUCCCCACUGGACAAAUGCAGCCUUUGGCCCAAGAGCAGUGAUGAGCUCCCUAAUACAAAGUGCUCUCUGCUAGAAAGUUUGGAUAAACACAGCAGCAGCACUACCACCGCCAGGGGUGAAGAAGGGAAGGGUGAGCCCUCCCAAAAGCAACUUCCAGCGCCUCUAUUGCUUGGUGAGGCUGGUGGGGCUGCUCCCCAGAAGCAGAGAUGGGCCAGCUGGCGCAACGGGAACAGCAUGUCGUUUGAUGAGGCGGUUGCUCUUGCCAAGGAGAGACACGUGGGCCAGGCCCCAGUGAGGAGGAUGCAGACCUACUGUUUUGGUGAUGUGGAGGGGCUGUAUGGCCCUCCCAGAACAGAGAAGCCACCCCCAAACCCUAAGCCCGCCCUGAAGCCUCUGGGGCAGCGGCCCCUGAGACCCCUGUCCUGCGCAGGCACAGCCGCAGAUGCCUUUGUCCCGGGGAAGCCGCUUCUUGCUCCAGCGUUGCCUGACAUCAUCCCAGAAGGCCAACUCUCUCCAAGCCUGGAAGCUCUGUCCCUUCCUCAGGAUCUCCCGCCAAGGAGAAAACUGAGCUUGACGAAGGCAGGGCGACGUGCGUCCAACUCGGAAGAGGUGCUUUUAGCAGCACAGCAGGAGCGGAGGUGAUUCGCUUUGGCAGCUGGUUCCCAAAUCUGGCCUUCAACUGUGCUGCCUGGUGCUGCUGGGACCUUGGACUUCUGCACUGAUGUGGCACCUCCCCACCCACCUAAUCAGGACACAAAGGACUGAAGAAGAGUCUUGCUGGAACAAACCAACGUUAGCUAAGAAUCAUCUGCUUCAAGCAGAGAUCAGCCAGAAGUCCACAAGCAGGGCCUGAGAAAGCAAGAGCUGCAGGAGCCGCACCCACGGGUGAUACAACCAAGGGCAUGUCACGUGGGUGCUGCAAACUGGGGUAGCUGCUCAGAUUUGAGUCCUGUGCGGUAGGUAGGGUGGUAGAUAGCGAUGUAGGAUAAAUGCUAUUGUGAGUGAGUAGGCUUAAAUCGAUGCAACGGAAACGACUAAGAGAAAAGAAAAGAAAUACUGUAAGUUUACCAUUCUGAAAUGUGCGUAUCUUCUGUGCAGGCAGGCAUCCCCUUAACUAUUAACACAUAUUGGAUGGUUGCAUAUAAAGCUCCCCUUUAAUCAGUCUUAGCUUCUCCCAAAGAAUUCUGGGAAGCGUAGUUUGUUACGGGUGCUGAACGUUGUUAGGAGGCCUCUAUUCCCCUCACAGCAGUACAAUUCCCAGAGUACCCUGUGAGGAGGGAAUGCCAGUAAAAGAACUCUAGCCUUGGGUGGGAAUAGGGGAUUCUCCUAACAGCACCCUUAACGACUACAGCCAUGUUCUGUUGAAAACUGUAUCAUGGUGCUUUAAAUGUAUGGUGUGAAUGAGGCCGAAGUAGAACUGUUAUAUAGCCUACAUCCCACUCGGCUUUUACCCUGAAGGCCUGAAUGUACUUAUAGAUGCAAGAGACAAAUUUCUGUUUAGCUCUCUCUUUAAACAUGGAAGGAUACUGAGCGAGAUCACUGCCUUGAAGGUUGAGGCUGUCAUAAUAUUUUGCAUACUUAUUUGGAAGGAAGUCCUGCUCAGCAAUGAGAGACUUACUUCUAAGUAUAAACAUACAUAGGAUUUUGCAUGUAGACAUGCACAUGGGAUCAUGUAUGUACCUAGAGGCUCUCAAACGUCCCAGAAGCAAUGAGUGACAGUUACCAGACAAAACAUUGUUUCUCCACUAUGAAUUGGAAAAUAAAUGUCCAUGCUGUUUGGUUGGUAGUAAUGAAUAUUUGUAUGUGGCUACCAUGAUGCUGCACUCAAGAAUUUGCAGAACGUAAUAUGGGGACACAAGAUCGCCCACAUGGGCUUUGUGGAUGACACAAUAUCCUGGAUCCUGGUACUUGGGGUGGUUUGUUAGUCCAGCCUUUACCAACCUGGGGCCCUCCAGAUGUUUUGGACUACAGCUCCCAUCAGCCCCAGCCAGCACUUGGAUACAUGGUGGCUGGGGCUGAUAGGACCUGUAGUCCGGAAAUAUCUGGAGAGCUCCAGAUUAGCAAUACCUGUGUUAGUCCCUCUUUCCAGUAGAGAGCCCAAAGGAAUAUUGUUACAUGAACUUUAUUCACUGGCCCAAUAUCAGUAACGUUUUAUCUCAGAAGUCCAGAUGUCUUGCCUCAUGAUUCUCUCUUUUACACAGGAAAAAAAAGCAACAGUCUUUAACUCAAUGCAUUUUCAUAUUCAGAUGUUAAGUGCAGACUAUACUCGGUUUGUGUGUAUUAAAUUCAGAAAGCAGAGCAUUUG
Messenger RNA from Podarcis lilfordi (Lilford's wall lizard), 24050 nucleotides. The record is from the annotation of a GenBank genome assembly. NCBI's taxonomy places the organism in Eukaryota, Metazoa, Chordata, Lepidosauria, Squamata, Lacertidae.